Molecule: messenger RNA, 1891 nt
Organism: Klebsormidium nitens
Lineage: Eukaryota; Viridiplantae; Streptophyta; Klebsormidiophyceae; Klebsormidiales; Klebsormidiaceae
Source: the annotation of a GenBank genome assembly
CUGAAUUCACUAAUUCCCUGGACGAAUGCAGCACAGGCAGCAGCAUGAUGCGUCAUGGCGGUUAUGGUCCCCCCCGCCUCUUGUCAGUCUUCCUCCUCCUUCUGCUGAGUGCCUGGGACUGUACGACUGGCUCCUCUCACUGUACGUUGAACCAAGCAACGGGCGUGACGAGCUGGCGGGGGCUGCGAAAGGCAGCGUUGAAGUGCCCCCCCCAGAUGGAAGCGCGUUUUUGGAUCUGACGUGGGCAUUGGACGGACAAAAUGCACUCUGGCAGACGGGGCUCGCCAGCGAGUUUGCCCAGUUUCGGGAGCGGCUGUCAUGCUUGUGCUCGGGCGCUGAGUCAGCGGAGACCGCAUGCCAGGCGGGGGUUUGUACCAGCCCGCAGUGCGCCUGCGGCCCCUUUUCCCCAACCGCUUGGCCACCCCCCCCCUCCCACCCCUUAGAAAGUUUCCCCCCACAGCAAUCUGAACCAUUUUUAUCGCGAGCCGAAUCCUGGUCGUUCAUUCUCGGCACGAGCACGGCCGCGACCGUCAAUCUGUUCAAAAGCGUCGGGGGCACUUCACACCAGAGUCUAUUCAACUGGGGAACAGGGUCUGGUGUGACCAGCCUCGGGGCGGAAGCCUGCAGUUGCGGGGACCGAUACACGCCCGCUUGUCGGAGUUGUAACGCAAAGGGGGGGCGGGUUGCAGGGCCGAACGUCCCCCCUGGAAGAUCGGGAAGGGACACUUUGCUGAUUAGGUCUUCCUACGCCAGGGUCAGGAGGCUCCGAUUACAAAAGGGGGGGUUAGCGCUAACCCGGCUUGGUUCAAACCCAAGCGAAAAAAGAGGAAACCCGGGGUUAUACCUUUCAGAAGCUCCGGUUCCACGCUUUGCUCCUUCCUCAGAGGAUGCCAUCCGAUCGCUCUUUUCGGACGUUCACUUAUGGGAGUCUGCUGUCGAACCCGAACCUCAUCUUAAUUUCCUUUUCGAAUCCUACGGCGGGCCUGAAUCUGCGGUCAAGCUCCUCGACCGCUCGGUUAGCGCUCACCCGGGGGAUCCCUCUCUGUGGAACGACCUGGGUAAUGCGCACCGGGCGAUGGGAAGCGCGGGCCUCGCGGCGGAGUGUUUUAGAAUCGGGCUCGAGUUGCAACCCCACCCGGACCUGUUUCUAAACCUGGGGAGCGUCGUGUUUCGGGCGGGGCGGUCAAACGAGGCGCGGGAGCUUUUUGAGGCGGGGCUGCGGCUGAACGGGAGGCACGCGUUGCUAAUGUUUGCUGUGGCGAGCACGCAUGCUGUGCUGGGGCGACUGGACGACGCCGCCCAAUGGUUCGAGCGGCUCUUGGCAUUGCACCCCGGCUUCGCCGAGGCGGCGCUGCAGCACCGUUCGAUCCGAAAUCGGCGGCUGAGAUCGUCACCGAAGUUCCUGGGCUUUCUCCUCGUGUUGGGGGCGGCCGUGCUGCUCAUUGGAUAUGCGGGCCUCCGAAUCAUCCGCGUGUCGAUACCUAAGCGCCACGUGGCAGUUCGGCGGUCGCCCCCUUCUCCAACCGGAUCCAAAAAGAAGAAGCGGCUCUGAACGUGCUGUUUUACAUUACUCAUGCGACGGGCUGAUAUUUUCCAACGACGGGCCAUAAAGUUAUGGCCCUUGGCGUGACUCGUUGCAAGGGCACUGCGCAAACACCGAUAAUAGGACGUACACUGUACAGUGCCAUGCACAGUAUGCAAUGAUGAGCUGCCGCCGCCCCUGAAGUGGAUUGGCAGCAUCGUAAAACGGUUGCUGCAGUGUAGCUUGGCAAAUUACCGCAUUCUGAGGUGAGAAAACUGCAAGCUACAUAAGUCCCUUCAGGAUGAUUGUACUACUCGCUGUUUGAAUCAGUCCGUUGACCGAUUUGCGGGUGAGGCCGGCAUGCACGUA